Pygocentrus nattereri (red-bellied piranha) is the source of this 1724-nucleotide messenger RNA. Its product is annotated as hemicentin-1-like. The transcript is spliced from 9 exons. Gene Ontology annotation, biological process: positive regulation of ERK1 and ERK2 cascade; interleukin-15-mediated signaling pathway; T cell activation. The record is from RefSeq and is a predicted model, not a curated record. Lineage: Eukaryota; Metazoa; Chordata; Actinopteri; Characiformes; Serrasalmidae. Gene Ontology annotation, molecular function: protein tyrosine kinase binding; MHC class II protein binding. Bases 331 to 1533 code for a protein of 400 amino acids. Gene Ontology annotation, cellular component: external side of plasma membrane; membrane raft.
UCUUUUAAAAAUGUUGUUUAUCUUUAUUUUAAUAUGAUCUCAGUCCUAAGAUCCUUAUCCUAAUAGAUAUGUGGUUGUUUUGUUUGUUGGUCUUUUACAUAUUGUGAGAACGCCAGCUGUCAUCAACACAGUCCAAACUGAUCUGGAACACAGUCUUUCCAUUAACUUGCAUUUAAAGUGAAAGUUUUCCGUUCUCUUGCAGAACGUCUCUUCUAGCUUGUCCGUUUAUUUACUUGCUGUUUCUGCCUUUCAUCUCCAGCUGAGCAGAAUUAGCGCAGAAUUCCUUCCGAGAGCUGAAUAUAUAAAGUCAGAGGAGCUGGAUGGGCAGAAAUGUCGUCAUCAGAAACCCUCCUCUGGAUCACUUUGGCUCUGUGUGCAGCCACUGGAGGAUCUGAGGUGCUCUACAAGAAACGUGGACAGGUGGUGAUGAUGUACUGUGGUGAUGUAGACACAAGGAUAACAAAUUAUGUGGAAUGGAAACACAACAGUGUCCUCGUCUUUAAAAUUAAUACCAAAAGGGGAGGUAUAAUCAAAGGGAGCGCUGCUGUUGCUAAGAAGGCAAAGCCAAUUGGAGACAGCCUGAAGAUUCCUUCAGUGGAGGCCGGUGACACUGGAAUCUACAUCUGCAGUGGAGUUGAUAUAAACGGGAACCAAAUCAGAAAGGAGUACAAACUGCAUGUUGUGUCAGUCUCUGUGAGUCCUUCAGACACUGUGCUGAUCUCCUCUGGUGUGACCCUGAGGUGUGACGUUGAAGGAGACUCAACAGCGCAGGUUCAGUGGAAGAAGCCUUCAGGUGCUGAACAUCAUGGAAGCCCCGGCAACACCGUAACCCUGAAAUCUGUGACCUUGGCUGAUGCCGGCCAGUGGACCUGUCAGAUCAAAGAUAACGGGGGGAAAGAGGUGGAGAAGAUAGAACAGGUCAUCACUGUUGUAGGUCUUCUACAAUCCCCUGCGGAAGUUACAGCUCCUCUAGGGGGCGCUGCACAGCUACCAUGUUUCCUCCCCGAUCCAGUCAGUUUGCGUAUAAUGGGAGGAGGGUGGGCACGUGAGGCCCCCACUGACCACUUCGUAACCUUUAGCAGAAAAGUCAGUGGUCUGCACUGGAAGGACACUGAUAUUUUGUCCAGAGUCACGUUCAAUCAACAAGAACUGACCACCAACUUCACUGUGACGCUGGAAAACGUGCAGUUGGCUGACGCUGGUGUGUACGUCUGUACGGUGGAUUUUGAUGGUGGACGUAGCCUGAAGACUCAGUUAAACCUGAUGGUGGAGGAAGAGAGAGAGGCAGCAGUGGGGAGCAGCUUCGGGGAGAAACGCGUGUUGGGUGUGGCACUGUGGGUCUGGUUUGCCGUGGCGGCAGUCUCUUUCAUUCUGAUUGAUCUGGCUGUCAUCAUUGUAAUAAAGCAUCGCAGGAAAAAACGCAGGACAUUCUUUGUCAAAAGGACUCCCAGGCAGCCUAUUCACAGGACAGAAUGGCCACCUCCUCUUCCCAGACCAGAGCACAGCGCUGUAAACAUAUAUGUGUUUAUGUAGGACCAUAAGGAGAACUAUGUAGAGUAGCAUGGAGUUCAGAUCCAUCAGAAAAAGCUGAUCAAUUCUUAUUCCUGUGCCAAAUCAUUUAUUCAUGCUUCAUACACCGAUCAGGCCUAAUGUCAUGACCACCUACUUGUUUCAACACUCAUUGUCCAUUUUAUCAGCUCCACUUACUGUAUAGCUGCACUCUG